CAGCGGAUCACCGAUCAACAGAAAGAGCAAAGAUUUUGGCUCGGUCAUGUGAUCAGCUGUGUCCAAUCACAGCUGAUCUCAUGGCACUGAUGAUCAGUGUAGCCCCAGCAGUGCCCCCUGUCCGUGUCCAUCAAUGCCAGCUGUCAGUGCUCAUCAGUGCCACCUGCCAGUGCCCAUCAGUGCCACAUCAAUGCCACAUAUCAGUGCUCAUCUGAGCUGCCUUUCAGUGUCACCUAUCAGUGCCAGUCAGUGCCACCUAUCAAUGCCAGUCAGUACCACCUAUCAGUGCUGCCAAUCAGUGCCACCUAUCAUUGGC
Staurois parvus is the source of this 316-nucleotide messenger RNA. The record is from the annotation of a GenBank genome assembly. NCBI's taxonomy places the organism in Eukaryota, Metazoa, Chordata, Amphibia, Anura, Ranidae.